This is a messenger RNA of Galdieria sulphuraria, 895 nucleotides long. RefSeq lists its product as uncharacterized. Gene Ontology annotation, biological process: maturation of SSU-rRNA from tricistronic rRNA transcript (SSU-rRNA, 5.8S rRNA, LSU-rRNA). The record is from RefSeq and is a predicted model, not a curated record. The coding region runs from base 15 to 770 and encodes 251 amino acids. Gene Ontology annotation, cellular component: 90S preribosome; nucleolus. Lineage: Eukaryota; Rhodophyta; Bangiophyceae; Galdieriales; Galdieriaceae. The transcript is spliced from 5 exons.
UUGGCACUAUUUGAAUGUCUCCAUCAUUAACUCAUAUAAGAGACUUUUGGAAUGCACAACUCAAUUUUUGUUGUUGUUGUUUCAAAAGACUUGCGAUAAACACAAUUCCUAUUCUUUCCAUCAUCCAUUGUUUAUUGGUAUUGUGGAAGAUUUUGUGUCCGUCGAUGGCAAUGGCCAACCUUCCCUUAGGUGUUCAGUUACAAAGGCUGCAACAACAUAACGAGACUAGUAAAGCACAAGGCAGCACAAGUUGGAAGAAAAAGUCUGCUAAAAAUAGGCCCGUAGAAGCACCAACGAAAAGACCUAUCGGAGGCUUUGAAAAGGCUUCUUAUAGUCAACGAAAGAAAGGUUUCGACCCUCGUUUUGAAUCCCUUUGUGGGAAAUAUGAAAGACAUCACUUUAAUAAAUCAUACGGCUUUUUAAGUGAUUGGAUAGAUGAAGAACAGAAACAACUGGAAAGUCGAUUGGAGUCAACAAAGGAUCCGAUGGAGCUGAAUUCUUUGAAAAUAGAACUAUCACGCCUAAAAAAGUUGCGUAAUCGGGUUCUCAAAGAAACAAACAAUAGAAGAAAGGAGUCCAAGUUGCGUCAAAGCAGUGGAAAGCGAAUAUUUAUUUCCCAACGUAAGGCAAAUGAGGAAAGUAUGAAAGACAAAUAUGAAGCUCUCAAAAAGUCGGGAAAAUUAAAAGAGUAUAUAGAGAAAAGGAGAAAGAAGCAAGCUUCCAAAGAUCGUCGUCUGUUGCCAACAAGACGAAAGACAAAUAUGACAUAGUGCUUUGUUAUAAUUGCAUAGAAUUGAAAGUUUGUAUAUUUUCUAUAUACGAAUUUUUGGAUAUUAUCAUGUCUGUUUUGUAAAGACUUUGUUAUGAUGGCUCACUGCUCAUUCCAACGCCGAUU